Seriola aureovittata is the source of this 2316-nucleotide messenger RNA. Its product is annotated as sodium-dependent phosphate transport protein 2A-like. Gene Ontology annotation, molecular function: sodium:phosphate symporter activity. Lineage: Eukaryota; Metazoa; Chordata; Actinopteri; Carangiformes; Carangidae. Gene Ontology annotation, cellular component: brush border; apical plasma membrane; vesicle. Gene Ontology annotation, biological process: sodium-dependent phosphate transport; intracellular phosphate ion homeostasis. The coding region runs from base 1 to 1929 and encodes 642 amino acids. The record is from RefSeq and is a predicted model, not a curated record. The transcript has 13 exons.
AUGAUCUUGGAGAAGGAGAAGAAAAAUGGGAGCAAAUACAAAAGUGUUGCGUUUAUAUUUUUGAACCUCCAGAACCGAACCAUGGAAACUCAGCCGAGAUCAGAGCGAGUGAAAACAGUUGUAUCUGCUCUCUGCAAAAUCCCACUCCUCUUUCUCCUUUUGUACUUCUUCGUGUGCUCCCUUGACGUUUUAAGCUCUGCCUUUCAACUAUCUGGAGGCAGGGUGGCAGGGGAUAUCUUCCAGGAAAAUGCAAUCCUGUCUAACCCAGUGGCAGGGCUGGUGGUGGGGAUACUGGUGACAGUGUUAGUCCAGAGCUCCUCCACCUCCACAUCCAUCAUAGUCAGCCUUGUCUCUUCGGGUUUACUGGAUGUUCAAUCGGCGAUUCCUAUCAUCAUGGGCUCUAACAUCGGAACAUCAGUCACAAAUACCAUAGUUGCCCUAAUGCAGGCUGGAGAGAGAGAGGAGUUUGAAAGGGCAUUUGCUGGGGCUACAGUCCAUGACUGUUUUAACUGGUUGUCAGUUUUGGUGCUUCUCCCUCUGGAAGCUGUGAGUGGAUUACUGAGGCAACUGUCACAGGCUUUGGUCUACACACUUCAGCUCAGUACUGGAGAAGAAGCUCCUGAACUUCUUAAAGUCCUCACUGAGCCACUUACUAAAAUGGUUAUUCAGCUGGAUCGGUCAGUCAUUACAGCGAUCGCUACGGGAGACCAGAGUGUGAGGAACAAGAGUCUGGUGAAGCAGUGGUGUCAAAGCACAACUGUGGAGGUAUUGAUACCAAAAAUGUCCCAUAUUAAUGUGAAAUUACUACAUGCUGCUUCUCAUAAGUGCAGGCAUCUCUUUGUGGACUGCUCUCUGUCAGACUUGGCCAUAGGUUUGAUCCUCCUGGCGUGCUCCCUGUUGGUGCUGUGUAGCUGUUUGAUACUGCUGGUUAAACUGCUCAACUCCCUGCUAAAGGGCAAGGUGGCCAGUGCUAUUAAUAAAGUCAUUAACACAGAUUUCCCUCACCCUUUUACCUGGCUGGCCGGUUAUCUGGCUGUACUAAUGGGAGCAGGCAUGACUUUUUUGGUUCAAAGUAGUUCUGUCUUCACCUCUGCCAUCACUCCUCUCAUAGGGAUCGGUGUAAUCAGUAUUGAAAGGGCCUACCCUUUAACCCUGGGGUCCAACCUCGGAACCACUACCACAGCUACACUUGCAGCCCUGGCUAGUCCAGGAGAUAAGCUAGCAGCAGCCACACAGGUUGCCUUAUGUCACUUUUUCUUUAACCUCCUUGGUAUCCUGCUGUGGUAUCCCAUACCAGCCACCCGCUUACCCAUACGUAUGGCCUGUGCCCUUGGCAACUGCACUGCCAGAUACCGCUGGUUUGCCGUUUUGUACCUUCUCCUCUGCUUCCUGCUACUCCCAUCCCUCGUGUUUGCCCUCUCCAUGGCUGGCUGGAAAGUGAUGACUGGGAUUGGCGUGCCAGUUGUUAUGGUGAUUAUAUCUGUUGCCACUGUAAACAUGCUCCAGGCAAGGAGGCCUCACUGUUUGCCACUCAGACUGAGGAACUGGGACUUCCUCCCUUUUUGGAUGACUUCGUUGCAGCCCCUGGAUAACCUCAUCACCAUGGUGACCCUGUGGUGCAGGCAAGGGAGAGGUUGGAGUUGUAAGGGAAAUGAUGUCCCAGUGGAGGUCAUUUCUGUCAACCCUGAUAGAAAAACAAUGGAGAAAUGGAAGCAGAAUGGGAAAGCACAAGAGACUGAUGAGAACUGGCAAAAACAAAGAGGACUCAGCAAACCUGGAUGUUGUGAUCUACAAUAUAACAACAGAGACAAAACAACAACCACCAUGUCUUCAGAGAACAACAUCUGCAACAUGGGUGCUUUGGGGUCCAUCAAGGAAAACACAGAUUCAAACAAUCAGGGCACUCAACUGAUUAGCACUCACUUGUAGUGCUAUUAUCUUGUGUCUAAGGGGUGCCAGAUGUUUCAUAAAUUCAAAGACCGGUUCAUCAGUGAGAAAAUGUUUUACAAAAAACAAAACAGAAAAUGGAAUUUCCAGGGCAUCUGUAACUGGUUGCACCAACUCAUUGCACUAUAAGAAGAACUAGUGUAACUUUUGGGAAGGUGGUCUGCUUUCACAUGAGUAAAGCAUGAACAGUUAAUCAAUAGCUUGUCGGUUCCUUACCACCAUAAAAAGUGAUGAUUAUUAACAGGCUAGCGGGAGGACUUUUUUUAGAAGCUUAAGUCAAGUGUGAACAGGCAAAUAUAAAUAUAAAACAUAUAUAUAUACUUAAGCUUUGUUCAUAUAUAGAAUUAGAACAUUAAGCAUUGCAGUACU